This is a messenger RNA of Anopheles merus, 6582 nucleotides long. RefSeq names its product fibroin heavy chain (gene prc). The transcript has 10 exons. Gene Ontology annotation, cellular component: extracellular matrix. NCBI's taxonomy places the organism in Eukaryota, Metazoa, Arthropoda, Insecta, Diptera, Culicidae. The coding region runs from base 483 to 6272 and encodes 1929 amino acids. The record is from RefSeq and is a predicted model, not a curated record. Gene Ontology annotation, biological process: extracellular matrix organization.
CCCCGGAACGGUCGCAUCUUGGGCCUGUCGGAUUGUGUUGGGACCUUCUUCUUGGAUGGUAGUGUCAUACAGCCCGCGCUUCCGGUGGCAGAUGGAAUCAAUCAGCCUUUGAUCGGCCGCUGUCGCUGUGUGGAAAAAAAAAUCGUCUGACGACUUUAGUCUGAAAAACGUGUAAAGUGAGAGAAGUAAAGGGCCCACCGUGUGUGAACGCAUCUAAAGUUACCCACACGUAUUCUAUUCGUGAUCUGUAUUCUAUUCCGUGAAGUGUUCAAGACGUUCUUCCUCGUUCGAGAGAUCUGUUCUCCUACACCGCUGUGUUACGCAACCGAGAAGAAGUGUUCAUAACGAGUGUGACAAAAGAGUGAUGUUUAAACAAAAAUUCAGUGCAAAUCUAAUGUAAAUUUACAUUAAAACAACACAUCUUUGAACGUGAUCGGAAGCAACAGAAAUUAAGCUAAUACUCACUGUGGUGACGACAUCAAAUGGAGCGCCCUACGCGCUGGGCGCUAGUAUUGUUUGCGCUUUGCGCAACAGCGGCACAUUCGGCAGUUUUAACUUCUAACCCGUCCGAAGAACUCUCCAAAUCAAUCGAUAUAGACAACAGUCCCCUUUCUAGAGUGAAGAGGAAUGGAAAUAUUCGCGGAAAUUUCAGAGGCCAAACACAAUCACAGUAUCUUCAUUUUGGCAAUAGCCAAGAUGGUAAAGCUGAAGCCGAGGCAACACAACAUAGCUCCAGAGCGGUAGUUGUCGGUUCCAAUGGUAUGGGACAAGCGCAGAGCCAAUCGCUUGGCGGUGAUUGCAGCUCCUGCUAUGGAUCGGUUGAUGGUGGAGGCAGCUACAUCUAUGAUAGCAGACCCGAUCCGCUAAAAGUACCUGUGGAUAAGUUGCGUCUGCCAGAUGCAUACGAACCAGGCACCAACGGACAUUCGAUGAGACCAGGCGGUAGUGGUGGACUGGAUGGUUAUGGACGUUCAGGAGGUGCAGGAAGUUACGACGGAAGACCUGGCGGCAGUCCUGGCACUGGUGGAGCUGUAUUGGAUGCGUACGGACGACCAGUGGGCAGCUUUGAUGCACACGGAAGACCUAUUGGCGGAUCGGGAAUGGGAGGCAAUGGUGCGGGAAGUCAUGGACGGCCAGGGCAUGGUGGGUCAGGAUUUGACGCUCAAGGAAGGCCUGUGGGAUCCGAUGUAGGAGGAUAUGGCAGGCCAUCAGGAGGCCCUGGAACAGAUGGAUCUGGUGUUGAUGCUCAUGGCAGACCUAUCGGGGGUCCUGGCACUGGUGGAUCAGGCGUCGAUGCUCAUGGAAGGCCUAUUGGAGGAUCUGGUACAGGAGGACCAGGUUUUGAUGCUCACGGAAGACCUAUGGGAGGUCCUGGUACGGGAGGACUAGGUGUUGAUGGACAUGGAAGGCCUGUUGGUGGUCCAGGAACAGGUGGACCAGGUGUCGAUGCUCAUGGACGACCGAUUGGAGGAUCUGGAACUGGAGGGCAAGCUGUUGAUGCUCAUGGUAGACCGAUUGGCGGACCUGGAACAGGUGCAUCUGGAGUUGAUGCCCAUGGAAGACCGAUUGGAGGACCUAGUACAGCUGGAUCUGGAGUUGAUUCCCAUGGAAGACCGAUUGGAGGACCUGGAACAGGAGGAUCUGGUGUUGAUGCACAUGGAAGACCGAUUGGAGGACCUGGAACAGGAGGAUCUGGAGUUGAUGCACAUGGAAGACCGAUUGGAGGACCUGGAACAGGAGGAUCUGGAGUUGAUGCACAUGGAAGACCGAUUGGAGGACCUGGUACGGGAAGGCCCGGUGUUGAUGCUCAUGGAAGACCAAUUGGAGGAGGAACUGGAGGACAAACUGUCGAUGCCCAUGGAAGACCGAUUGGGGGGCCUGGAACUGGAAGGCCUGGAGUCGAUACUCAUGGACGACCGAUUGGAGGACCUGGAACUGGAGGGCAAGCUGUUGAUGCUCAUGGAAGACCCAUUGGAGGUCCUGGAACAGGAGGAGCAGGUACUGAGGGCCAAGGGAGACCAGUAGAUGGUUCAGGAGCACGAACAAAUGGUCAAGCAAGACCAACUGGAGGUUUCGAUACUCAAGGUAGGCCUGGAGGUCCUGGAACUGGAACUGGAGGUGCACCUCUAGACGGUCACGGAAGACCUUCUGGAGGUUAUGAUACUCAAGGUCGACCUGGGGGCCCUGGAACUGCAUUAGGAGGUGCGCAUGACGGUCACGGAAGACCUAGUGGAGGUGUGGGUGGUGUUGACGCUUAUGGAAGGCCUAUCGGAGGACCGGCAACUGAUGCUCAAGGAAGGCCUAUUGGUGGUUAUGAUGCUCAAGGAAGGCCUAUCGGUGGUUAUGAUGCACAAGGAAGACCACUUGGCAGUGGCACCCCAGGGACAGGACUUGAUGCAUCUGGAAGGCCAGUCGGUAGCCAUGGUCCUCAUCCUCAUUUAGUAGGACCGCCACUUCCAGGAGGAGGCGCACAUGGUGUCUAUCACAACGCUCCGCAUACAGUUACAUUGCCCGGUCAGGAUCACACCGUGGUCAAUCCAACAGGUGGCUUAACGGUUUUAGUUGGUACGGGUCACUCAAAACAAACUGUGAUUGGUUCUGAUAGCAGACUAGAUGGACACGGACCGGUGAAAAUUAUACCUGGACCACCGGACAGCCACGGACCUCCGAAGCAAACGGUGUACGCUCAUCCAGGAGGAUUAACUGUGCUGGUAGGAACGGGUGGUGCGCAACAAACCGUUCAUCAUCUUCCCGUUCAUGGUGGACAUCCUGGAGUAGGACCACAGACGGUGAUUCAUCCUGGAUCGGUAGGCACUGGCGUAUAUCCAGGAAGUGGCGUUGGCCCUGUUGCUGGUCAGUAUCCUGGUGGUACUGGACAAUAUCCAGGCACUGCUGGUGGUCAAUAUCCAACAGGCCCAUCCGGUGGACCAGGUAUGGGAACAACUACAGGAGCAGGAAGUGAAGUACAAUACCCUGGAGGAGCCACGGGAGGCCGACAUCCUGGAGCGGUUGGAGGUACGGGAAGUGGUCAAUAUCCAGGAACAGGCAUAGGUACAGGACAGUAUCCUGGAGGCACAGGAACUGGCCAAUACCCAGGAGGCGCUGGCACAGGUUCUGGACAAUAUCCGGGAGGCACUAGUACAGGAGCUGGACAAUAUCCAGGAGGUACCGGUGUAGGCCAAUAUCCAGGUGGAACGGGUGUUGGAACUGGACAAUAUCCUGGUGGUGUUGGUUCAGGAACUGGACAGUAUCCUGGAGGCGCUGGCACAGGAGCUGGACAAUACCCUGGAGGCACUGGAACAGGUGCUGGUCAAUACCCUGGAGGCACUGGAACAGGUGUUGGACAAUACCCUGGAGGCACUGGCACUGGAACUGGACAGUAUCCUGGAGGCGCUGGCACAGGAGCUGGACAGUAUCCUGGAGGCACUGGAACAGGAGCUGGACAGUAUCCUGGAGGAGCUGGCACUGGAGUUGGACAAUAUCCUGGAGGCGCUGGCAUUGGCACUGGAACUGGACAGUAUCCUGGAGGCACCGGUACAGGAGCUGGACAAUAUCCUGCAGGCACUGGAACAGGUGCUGGUCAAUACCCUGGAGGCACUGGCACUGCAGUUGGACAAUAUCCUGGAGGCGCUGGCACUGGCACUGGAAGUGGACAGUAUCCUGGAGGCGCCGGCACAGGUGCUGGACAAUACCCUGUAGGCACUGGAACAGGUGCUGGUCAAUACCCUGGAGGCACUGGAACAGGUGUUGGACAAUACCCUGGAGGCACUGGCACUGGAAGUGGACAGUAUCCUGGAGGCGCUGCAACAGGUGCUAGUCAAUACCCGGGAGCCACUGGCACAGGAACUGGACAGUAUCCUGGAGGCACUGGAACAGGUGUUGGACAAUACCCUGGAGGUACUGGCACUGGAACUGGACAGUAUCCUGGAGGCACUGGAACAGGAGCUGGACAAUAUCCUGGAGGAGCUGGCACAGGAGUUGGACAAUAUCCUGGAGGCGCUGGCACUGGCACAGGAACUGGACAGUAUCCUGGAGGUGCUGGCACAGGACCUGGACAAUACCCUGGAGGCACUGGCACAAGAGCUGGACAAUACCCUGGAGGCACUGGAACAGGUGCUGGACAAUAUCCAGGAGGGACCGGAGUCGGAGCUGGACAGCAUCCAGGAGGUGCUGGCACAGGAGCUGGACAAUAUUCUGCAGGCACUGGCACAGGAACUGGACAAUACCCAGAAGGACCCGGUGUUAGCCAAUACCCAGGAGGAACGGGUGUAGGAACUGGACAAUAUCCUAGUGGUACUGGUUCAGGAACUGGAUUAUACCCUGGGGGUACAGGAACUGGACAAUAUCCAGGAGGGACCGGAAUAGGAGCUGGACAAUAUCCUGGUGGUGCUGGGCAAUACCCUGGAGGCGCUGGGGUAGGAACUGGACAAUAUCCUGGAGGUACUGGUGCAGGAGCUGGACAGUAUCCAGGAGGAACUGGAGUAGGAACUGGCUUAUAUCCUGGAGGUGCUGGUGCAGGUGCUGGACAAUAUCCUGGUGGAACUGGACAAUACCCAGGAGCUACUGGAACGGGCACUGGACAAUAUCCAGGAGGAGUUGGAAGUGGUACUUAUCCAACUGGUGGAUCUGGACAGUAUCCAGGAGGUGCUGGUGUUGGAACAGGCACGGGACCUGGUGGCGUUGGUUACUAUCCAUCAGGAACGGGAACUGCACAGCAAUACCCCGGUGGUGGAUCAUCGAUUGAUCAGUAUCCAACAGCUGUAGAUCAGGGAGUCGGAGGAGGCAGUUUACCUCCACAGCCCAUUCAACUACCGGAAGAGGAAGACGAUUCAUUCUCACAAGCCGAAUCGUCGGUAAAGAACGGCGAAGUGAUGGCUUCUGCCCAAGGCCGUAAGAAUGGAGGUACUGCACAAACGCAGGUCUCCGGUACCUACACCGGCACGGGAUCGUUCAGUGCCAGCGCUCAAACAAGCGACAAGGAUCGUGCGGCACAGGCGCAAGUGUCUGGUGGAAAGGAAGGCGCCUUAAGCUCUGCUCAAGGUACGGGCGGUGUUGGCAAAUCGCAAUCGUUGGUGCAGGUUGAUUCGAAGACGGGAGGCACCUCCGCUACGUCCCAGAGCGGUGGCUUAGGCCACGAAAGUCAAUCCGAGGUGGUGGCUAAUGAGAAGGGCGGUUUGGCCGAUGCACAAUCGAGUGGGCCGGGGCAAACUUCGUCGCAGGCGCAGAUUGGUUUCCGUCCGCAAGGCGAAGGUACGGUUGAUCAGCAAAAUAUCUUCAACGGCGGAGGACAAGCGUCUGCCCAGUCGGGUGCUCACACUGGCCAGAGUCAGUCGCAAAUUAGUGGCAAUUUCAAGUUCGGCAUUGCGUAUCACGGUGCAGCACAGGCGGCGUCGGGAACGAAGGAACAGGUGGACACUUAUCGGGCAAAGAGCAAACCUCUAUUCCAAUCGAUUGGACUGUUUGGAAAGUCUACGGGUACCACGGUUCGUAAGGAAUCGGUUGACACUAACGGCAUGAGGACACGAACAUCCCAGCAAAGUUUAGUGAACUUCAUCAGCACUACACUGCCGCCGCUGGGCGAAGAGGAAGAGUACGAAGAUGUCGACGACGAGGAGGAAGAGUACGAGGAUGAGUAUGAAACGCCCUCGAAGAUUACGCGCAGUGGCGACAAAUCUACGACCGACGCAAACUCCUCCAUCAAAACGACUCCCGUAGCGUACGUGGUCACCGAACCGCCAACCGUAACGGUGCGCACGAGCGGAAAUGGGCGCGUAUUCACCCAGGGUGGACCGACGCAAAAGCAGACCGCGUUCGUACCGCACGGCGACAACUUCCGGCUAGUGCAAACACAGAACGGACGCUCGACCGUACACGCGGUAACGACCGAGCGAACGCAGCAAACCGUAGUGAACGCAGCCUCUAGCACCACGCCCAAGUACACUACGCGCUACCUGCCCACGAAGAAGGACAGCCCAACAACUGCGACGACAACGACGACGACUGCCGAUGAGAUGGAGGAAGGCCCGGAACCGGAAACCGGAUCGGCGCAAAAGACCGGCCAUCCGGACAGCUACAUUUCGGUAACGAAACAGGUGACGGGCAUCGACGAGAAGAGCAAGGUGCCGGCCAUACCGGGCAAGAACUACGAGUCGACGUACUACACCAAAUCGUCCACCUGCGGGUACUUCACCUUCUCCUGCAACAUCGUGUACGGUGAGAACGGGCGAAGUAAAAUCUGUCGACCCAAACCGCCAGCCAAUGGCAAAUGCUGAGGGAGAGAGGGAGGGGGGUUUGGUGUUUGGGUCUAAAUGCGACACUGCCAGUGAAACUCCCACCUCGUUGCUAACACAAUGGCACAGCGGGGACAGGGAGAGUUAUUUCUUAAUGUAACCGGCCCCGCAAAAGGGGUUCGCACCGGAGUGGGCUACUUUCAAGCCUUACAAUUACUUACAAACAAUCAAAUAUAUACACCCUUUUCGGAGAUAAUGCAACCUCUGAUUGCCCAGCACCAAUUAAUUGUAACUGUUUUGUUUAAGUGACACUCACGAAUGGAGUAAAUAAAUAGGAUUAUUUGACACUAUG